AUGGACCGAAUAGGAAAUUUAGUGCUGCCAUUCAGUUUCAGCAAGAACCUACUGUCCUACUUCUUUUCUGGCAGUAGGAGUGUGUGUACUCUAAAUUCAGUUGCUGGUCCAGCUGCUAGCUAUCGUACUCUUCUUUCCUGGAUCGAAGACCAAGCCUGUGAUCCAGUAGCAGUAGAUGAAAAAGCAGACACAAUCACUUAUUUUGACAACAAUCAAAUUCUUGCCAGAAGCUGGCGUGUCAAUUAUGACAAUAAAGCAAUUCUUUCUGCUAUCACCACCAUUGUUCACUUCUUUCCAAAUACCCCAACCUUUCUACAAGAGAAUCAUCAUCUUUCUCCGAGGAAAUGGCUAUAUUCACAGUCAUUUAACACACUUUCCUCCAAUCUUUUGUCUUAUCUGGAAAGAUUUUCUGAUUUCUUUCGAUAUCUUCGAUCGAGUUUUAUUGAAAGCCGUCUCCAGAUCAUUUUGAAGCAGCAGAAGGAAGGUUUGACAGGCGCCACGGAUUUCAUCCAGGAAGCCAUCAGCCGCCGUAAAAGAGUGAAGGAAGAUGAGGAUACCCGCUCCAAAUCCAGGAUUCGUUACGAUCCUUAUGAUUUUGUACCACAUAAUCAUCAUGGCAAACCAACGAUUGUAAUGGGCAAUCCGGUUACUACAAACCCCUGUUCCUAUGAUGCUGUGAAAGAAGUCCUGACUAACAUCAAAGACUCGACAACAGGCGGUUGCAGAAGGUGGACUGUUAUUGGAUGCGAUGGCCUCCCUUAUCUUAUUGCUAGUAGGGUUAUAAGGGAGCACAGCGACCUUCAAGAUAUCCUUUUGCAGCCUGGCCUGGGUCACUUCGAAAUGAACAUGACCAAAGCUAUUAUAAAGCUCAUCUGGAACGUUGUUGGGGAGGAUCUGGCAAAGAUGCUAGGGUACAGAUCGCCCAAAGCGUUACAAGCUUGUAUGGAUGCAAAUGAUCACCAUAAGGCUUUCCAGUUUCUAGAAAUAUUGCUUUUUGGCACAGGGGAUGAAUUACUAUUGCCUUAUGUCAGGCAGUGUUUGAGCACUGAUGGCACACCGUCAGCUCAAGGAUACUUUGAAUGGUGUUGCAGAGUACAGGACCCCAAUUACAAAUUUCUUCAGGAGGUCAUUUUCACGUACACUCUAUCUGUUUACUUGUUUCGAGCUGGUGUUCGGAGGAACAAUUGUGAAGUAAUAAUGGCUGCAAGACUAAAAUUUGCACCAUUAUAUUUUGGCACCAACAAGUACAAUUACCAGCAGAUAGAAGUGUUAGACUCUUUGAUGAGAGUAUGUGCACCAGCCGAAGUGUCAAAAUUUAUAAAUGACAAUGAGUCUCUUACUCAAUCAGGACAUCCAAGUAAAGGUGAAGGAUGUGAUUUCAUCCUCGAGUCGAGAAAUAAAAUGACCAAAAAAUGGCUACCUCCAGGCGCGCCUAAGGAGAAGCACUGGAACCAAGCGUGUAGAAAUCUUGACAAACUAGAAAAGGUUCUGCAUGCUGGUGUUGUGGCACUGAUUGAUGCAGCUGGUGACCUCCGUCUUUUACAUUUACGGGGAGAAGGGGAGGAGGUUAAAGAUAUAGAAAAGGAUGUAGAAGGUUGUGGGGAGGGAUAA
Messenger RNA from Saccostrea cuccullata (small rock oyster), 1611 nucleotides. RefSeq lists its product as uncharacterized. The transcript is spliced from 7 exons. The record is from RefSeq and is a predicted model, not a curated record. NCBI's taxonomy places the organism in Eukaryota, Metazoa, Mollusca, Bivalvia, Ostreida, Ostreidae. The coding region runs from base 1 to 1611 and encodes 536 amino acids.